AUGCUUUUAAUAAUUGAAUAUAAUUUAAGAUGUUGUUGUUGUUGUCCAUGUUCAACUCCUGUUUUAAUUGGCUUUGUGAUUGGAUCAUUGCUUACUGGAAUCGCUCUUGCAACAAUUCUCGCAAUCUAUUUGGUUGAUUCAAGCAAGACAGAAAACCUUUCCAGUAAUACUACUACAGUGAUAACUGAUACUUCAACUACAACUACAUCAGCAACAGUGACAACUAGCACGGUAACAACGUCUACUAGUAGUUCAACUUCGACUAUUAGUACAAUAACAACAACUACAACAACUGCUACUUCGACAACUGCUUCAACAACAACAUCGAUAACGACAACAACUGCAACUACAGUAACAACAACUACUACUACUUCGACUACGACAACGGCACCUUAUUGUACGACACGUGUCACAUUUGAUGAUAUUCCUGGUCAAUCAAGCACAUCUGGUGUUGUUCCAAAUGGAUAUAAAAAUCUCAAUUGGACAAAUGUCUUGUAUCUCAAUUCAUCAACAAUGCCAACAAGUGGUUAUCAGACUGCUGUCAACUCACCACCAUUCGUUGGUUAUAAUCCAGGCGGUACAAUAGUUCAAAUAACGACGGCUAAUGGUACAAAGUUUGCUUUUAACUCAGUGAUUGUAUCAUCUGCUUGGCGAGAUAAUCUUGUUUGGUCCAUAUAUGGUUAUCGCUCUGGUACUAAUUUGAAAGAUGCUGAUAUUGUUGAUCAUGAUUAA
Molecule: messenger RNA, 732 nt
Organism: Rotaria sp. Silwood1
Lineage: Eukaryota; Metazoa; Rotifera; Eurotatoria; Philodinida; Philodinidae
Source: the annotation of a GenBank genome assembly